This is a messenger RNA of Loa loa (African eye worm), 339 nucleotides long. RefSeq lists its product as hypothetical. The record is from RefSeq and is a predicted model, not a curated record. Lineage: Eukaryota; Metazoa; Nematoda; Chromadorea; Rhabditida; Onchocercidae. The coding region runs from base 1 to 339 and encodes 112 amino acids. The transcript is spliced from 2 exons.
AUGGCUAAUGAAAGUCCGGAUAUGGAUGCUGGACAUUUUCUGAGAAUCAGCAUCGUUAAUGAUACAAGUAAAGUAUUGCCAGCUAUUUCAUCGUCUUUGUUUAUUUCUUCCUCGGUAAUAGUUUUUGGGAAGAUUUUAGCUCAUCAAAGCACGAAUAAUGUGAUUGGGUCGAUUGCUACAAAAGAAAUCGUUGAUACUGAUAGGACACGGAAGUUAACCAUUGAACAGGUUCACUGGCAUCAUCAUUUGUCGACCAUUCUUUCAUAUGCUCAAGAUGUCUAUUUAUGCGCUGUGAAGUCAGUUAUGGUUAUUACCAUCUUCUACUUGUUAUUAUCAUAG